This is a messenger RNA of Ustilago hordei, 3024 nucleotides long. RefSeq lists its product as uncharacterized. The record is from RefSeq and is a predicted model, not a curated record. Lineage: Eukaryota; Fungi; Basidiomycota; Ustilaginomycetes; Ustilaginales; Ustilaginaceae. The transcript has a single exon. Bases 1 to 3024 code for a protein of 1007 amino acids.
AUGCCCACCAGCUCUCAGGGUAUGGUCCGCAAGCGCACCUGUGCAGAUCCAUGCUCGUCAUCACAGACCAUCCCCAAGCAUCCUAGAAUAGCUUCAGCAUCCUCCUCCUCGACUUCAUCCUUUGCCUCGCCCGCAACAUCGUCUGUAAAUGUCGCUUGCAAUCAGAGCAGCCACCUCGAUGCCUCUACUAAAGCACGUAGCGACAGCAUCAGCUCGCAAGCAUCUUCUUUCUCCGAUUCGUCUUUAUCCUCAUCUGCCACCCUACCGAGCACGUCGUCAGUCCCAUUGCCGAGGUACUCGCUCGGCAUCCCUCAUCUUGAUCUCUUGCUUCCCAUUCGCGAUGGCCUCGAUCUCUUGCACGCCUAUCACCAAGGCAUCGGUUGGAUUCAAACCCCUGUUGAUCGAACCACACUACUAGAGACACUUGAGCAAGCAGAACGUCAUGGUGCCGACUCCAUACACCCGCAUCGACUCGCCUGUCUUCUGGCUGCUCUCGCUCUUGGCCAUCUCUUCUCACCUUGCUUUCCAACAUCUUGCAACUCUCAUCACCCAGCUCAGCCUUCACAGAAACGCGGCAAAAUCUGGUUAGGUGUAGCCUCCGCUUGCCUUGCUGGCUCCCGCACUGGCAACGAGUUGACACUCCAACCCACUCCAGACGCAUGCUCGGCUCUCUACCUCAUGUCCACCUACCUCCUCUGCACCAAUGACGAGGAGCUCUUCAAUCGUUCCCAAGGGCUCACUGGGCUUGCACUUGUCUUGGCAAAGGCGGCCCUCGUUCCAUCUUGCCUUCCUUCAGCUGCCUCUACAACUCAGCCAUCGCGCUUAGCAACACUGUCACCAUCCAAUCGCCAGGAGGCAUCCUCUCAAACCCCGCAAGCUGCCCACUCGUCGCCCGCCUCUCCUUCGCAAUCUGCUUCACAAUCUGCUUCACAAUCUGCUUCACAAUCUGCUUCAUCUCUGCUAUCGGCUCACAAGGCCAGCACUGACCACGAUCGCCUUCACUGCAACAGGCUCCUUGGCGACAUUAUCUUUCAUCUCCGCUCCCAGGUCCUCACCUUUGCUCUUCCCUCCACCGCCGCUCAAACUGCAUCACCAACCAUGCCUCCUUCCCUCGCCAACUUUCCAGAUGUGCCUACCAUACAAGCCAUCUGGACUGCUUACGGCACUCCUCUCUAUGCCAGCCUUGACGCUUUCGGAAAUCGCUACAGCCCAAACAUCUUUCAUAACUGGAAGCUUGGCUUGGCCGAUCUUAUGCACCAGGUCUCAUUGCUCACCAACCAAGCCCUCCCCUUCGACAACCUUGCAGCACCUUUGUCCUCCUCGCAAAGCGCAGGCACCCUGACAGAGAACAGCGAAGCAGAUCAACGCAAAGCAAGAGGGAGGAUCCUGCUUCCUGAUCACAGCCAGGUUGUCAAGCUGGAUGAACGCAUUCGGCGCUAUCACGCCAGCCUCCCUGAUUUCCUACUCCUCCACAGACCGCUGCCCAUCGACAUGGCCGGCAAGGUUGACACAGACGAAUUGGAUCAGAUCGUCUGUCAGCGUCACAUGGCCUGCUCUAUGGUUCAUCGAAUGUUGAUGGCUCUUCAUCGCCCCUGGUUCCUCGCUGCCCUCGCCUGCCGAUCAGGUUCGGUGCGAGCAAACACCGUCAGCAAGGCCAAUGGUAAUCAGGCAGCAGAGCAGACACCAGCAACAUCGUCCACCUCGACUAAAUCAUCCCAAGCAGUCUCAGAGGCUGCUGCCCCUCUGGCACUAGAGCAGCCUUCUCCAUCUGCCAUGUUCUCGCUGUCCGUCGUAUUGCGCUCAGCCACCUGGCAAACAGAGACCUUUGCCAGUGCGGCAGCUUGUGCUCCACCGCAGGCACUAGCAUGGUGGCAGUUCACAAACAACGCACUCGCGGCUGCCAUUGUGCAAGCUACUGCUCUUCUUCGUCUCUCCUGCCCCACGCCUCCUUCGUCAGCUACUGCAGGCGGCACAUUCGCAUCAGCAGCAGAGCGACCAGGCUCGUCAUCGCACUUCCACAGCCAAAUGCGUACCGACCUUGACAAGAACAUCUGUUCUUUCCAGAAUGUAGCAAAGCGCUGCAAGCUUGCUGCUAAAGCCCUGCCUUUCCUGCAGCGAGUGGGCAGCGCCAUCGAUCUGGGUCUUUGCAAACCCCGCGGCCAGGACCCGCUCCAAACCAAUCUUUCCCCUUCUCAAACACCCCACCAUGGCUCGCAACUAGACUCGUCACCAUUCGCAACGGGCACUCCGGCUUCGACGCGACCCGCUCACAACAACUCGGAGCCCUUUUCUUGUAACAAUAGCAUCCGCACCAACAUCAGUCCCAGCACCAGCACUAGCAACAGCACCAGCACUAGCAACAGCACCAGCACUAGCAACAGCGCCAGCACUAACAACAGCGCCAGCACUAACAACAGCAACAGCAUCAGCAACAGCAUCGACCACAAUAGCAUUCAUAGCAGCAGCAACAGCCCCAGCAUCUGUAAAGCGCUUGACAGCAAUAAGACGGCACCAGCGCAUUCGACUCAGCCUGGGAGCGCCGAGAGCUCCGUCGAUUCUUCCUACACUGGACCGCGACGGGCUUCCAGCGCAAAGUCCAAGCUUGAGACCAUCUUUGGUCCUAUCGCUUCUGGCCUCGAGCUCCCGCAAGGAUCUGACAUUCAGGCCCGGGCCUCGUCGUCAUCUUCAUCUGUCAAGCCUCUGUAUCGUCAGAAUCUUGAUCCGCUUCCAGUGCCACCGAACCUUAGGCGCGACGGGGAUGAACACAGCUCACAACCUUCCUUCAGCGAGGAUGCCGGUUCGUCGAGCUCGUCUGGUAUCUUCCCGGGGACACCGGGAUCGCGGUCGCCCCUGAUGGGAGCGCGAGAGACAUCACUUCCCGCGACACAGCAAAAAGGACCAGACAAGGCUUCCAUCGAGGGGCCAGCAGCACAGAGCAUGUCGAACCAAGCGUCCGAUCUGGUGCUUCAGUGCAUUCGAUUCUGGCAGCCUGACAUGCUUGCCACCCCGGCUCCACCUGCGUAG